Molecule: messenger RNA, 1020 nt
Organism: Eremothecium sinecaudum
Lineage: Eukaryota; Fungi; Ascomycota; Saccharomycetes; Saccharomycetales; Saccharomycetaceae
Gene: AIM23
Product: Aim23p
Exons: 1
Coding region: 1-1020 (339 amino acids)
Biological process (GO): translational initiation
Source: RefSeq, a predicted model, not a curated record
AUGAUAUAUGAUCGUGUGUUAUUAAAGCAUACCAUACCUAGAAUAUUCAGGCAAGCUUCAGCUAGGCUUUUGCACAAUAAAGGAAGACUUGCAAACGGCAAUGCUGGUCUCUUCUCCAACUUGAAUGGCUUUCUCGACAGACCUGUAAAUAAUAGAAUACCGAGGACCAGCCCGAGAAAGCAGUAUAGACAGGAUUACGAUAGAAGUAGAAAGUUUGAUAUUAAAUGGAAUAAUGGUUCUUAUAGGGCACAGGAAGCUGCGAAAAGCGUUACUGAUAAAGUUGUAGAUCUUCGCAGAGAUGGUAAAAUAACGGUUAUUCUGUCCAACGGUGAGCUUCUUCGGUCUAAUAUCUUCCAGCUAGCGAAGACUUUGAACUUGGAUGAGCAGGGAAUCUUGUUUUUGAAGUCUGGUGAGGACUAUGAUGGAAAGCCUUUACCAGUAGUUAAGGUGGUGGAUGCGCGCACAGCGAAGAAUGCGUACUCAGACAUGUUGGCUAAAAAAAGGACACAAGAAAUGUUAGACAUGGGCUUAAAUGCGAAUAGAGCUGGAGUCUCUACGAAGGCAAAGGAUACGACGAAAAAUAUCAAGGUUUCUUGGCAGAUUUCUGACUCCGAUCUGGGAAAUCAAAAACUUAAUGAAAUCGUUUCUCAGCUAAACAAAGGACAUAAGGUCAUGCUGUUUAUCUGCGAGAAAGAAUCGAAUAAAAUGGAUCCUAUCAUACCAAAGACCGAAUUGAAUGAUUUCAAGAGGUUGCCAGAUAAGGUUGUAAAACGCCGCGAGGAAAUUAUGAAAACGCUUAAUAUUAUCGUCAGCGAUCACACUUCGAAUGUUACUGUUGAAGGAAACAUAAAUAGUAGAAUCAUUAUGAAGUUACAGCCCAAGAAAGUCAAAACUAUGUCAGCUAAAGAGAAGCGCACGAUGAAAGAAGAGCGUAAGAAGGAGAGACGAGAGAAGUUGCAGAAAAGAGCCGAAAAGGCAAAACAGCAAUUGCAAAUCCAAGAAGGUGGAGCUGAGGAGUAG